UAAGAACUAGUCUGAGUCGACUCGGAUGAGUCGUAUUGACUCGUCCAAGUCUUAAAACCAUUUUCACAAAAACACUUCUUUUAUUUACUUCACGUACCUGCAUUCUCCCCGCAUUCCAGGCAAUCCAAUUUUUUUAUUUUUUAUUUUAAAUGCAGAUUUUCUCAUCAAAACCAUUCCAUUUCCUGCUCAUAUCAUCCAUACUCUUCUCAUUUUCUGUAGUCACUUCCAUUCCAAUCAAUGGAAAAUGCACCGGCGCUGGUUACCCUGAAAACAGUACGUUCUGGGAGAAUCUUGAUCUCCUUCUUUCAUCUCUAACAGCAAAAGCUGCUUCUUUCAGCUUCUACACUGACACUGUGGGAGAAGAUCCUUACCGCAUCUACGGCCUCUUCCAAUGCGGGGACGUUACCGCCUACGAAUGCCAGAGUUGCCUAACUUAUGCAAGCAAUGAUAUUAGACCAGUUUGCCGCACCAACUUCGAAGGCAUGUUAUGGUAUUCCACCUGCUUCUUUCGCUACUCAGGCUUCAAUUUCUUCGGUACCAUGGAUUCAGAGGGCUUCGGCUGGUCUGGCAGAGCCAAUCUCUCUAGACCUGAUCAAGCAUCUGCAAUGAUGAAGACAUUAAUUGAAGCAGCUCUGACAUCACCGACGAUGUCUGCAACGGACACAUUGCCAGACAAGACGGCCUAUGGCCUUGCACCGUGCACCCAAGAUAUUAGAAGAAGGGAUUGCAGAAAAUGCCUGGUGGAAGCGAUGAAUGGAUUUAAUAAGUGUUGCGCUUGGGAGGACUUUGGCAGGUACAUGACUUCCAGCUGUUUUGUUGGGAACGCGGCCCAACGGUUCUUCACUGGCUCUAAGCAGCAUAGCUUUUUCCUUAAUAAGGUUUGCUCAAAUGAUGAAUUUUAUGCAAGUAGCACAUCUGCAGCGAACCUCAACCGUCUCUUUUCUUCCUUAAUAACAACAGCUCCUCUGUCUGGUUUCUACAAUGAAACCAUCGGAGAAGAAGCUUCCAGCCGUGUUUACGGCCUAGCCUUAUGCAGAGGUGAUGUUGCACUAGACGCCUGCCGUAGCUGUCUCAACAAUGCUCGGAACGAUCUCACAGAAAUGUGUCCUAAUAUGACUCGUGGUGUUGUCUGGUAUGAGAACUGCCUCUUGCGCUACUCAAAUUACAGCUUUUUUGGAGCUGUGGAGAGCGAUGGAUUCAGCAUUCGCCACGAAUAUAAUGAUUCGGAUCAGAAAUCUCUGCAGUUAAUUUCAACGAUGUUGGAAAGAGUGCCAAUCCAGCCAUGGAUGUUUGCUGUCCAAAAAUUGCAGAUUGGCGAGUCCGUGUCUCGAUACAUUCUUGCCCAAUGCACCAGGGAUCUUGGAGAGGAUGACUGCAGAAGAUGUUUGGUACGAUCAAUGGGUGAUCUUGUUCAGUGUUGCGAUGGGAGGAAAGGGUGGCAGUAUCUUACAUCCAGUUGUUUUAUAAGAUAUGAUGAUCACGUUUUCUUCAAUGCCUCAAUACUAGAGGCCCCAGCUGACCACACUAAUGAAGGGGAGAGGAGGAAUCUGAAAAGGGUUAUAAUCAUCAGUGUUGCAGCAGCUUUAGGAGUCACUCUCUUGGGAUCUUGUAUAUGCUGCUGUCUAUGGCAGAGGAAGAGAUCAUCACAAGAAGGUAAAAUUUUUAAAGGUGCGUUUGGAUGCUCGAUUGAAACAAAUUGAAAAAAAAAAAAAACCUCAGUUCAGUGAAGAGAAAAUGACCAAUGUGGGGUUAUCCUGCACUUAAUUUAUCACAACGGACUAGCCCCAAAAUUGCAAUUGUGGUAGUUUCAAGUCCUGAGGUAUGAGAACAGCCACUUCUUACGCUUUAUUCAAGCAACAAGGUUGUUUUCAUCAAUGGAAGUGGUUCUGUUGCAUAUUGCCACAAAGUUUCCUUUUCUUUAUGUUU
Messenger RNA from Magnolia sinica, 1926 nucleotides. Its product is annotated as cysteine-rich receptor-like protein kinase 19. The transcript is spliced from 2 exons. NCBI's taxonomy places the organism in Eukaryota, Viridiplantae, Streptophyta, Magnoliopsida, Magnoliales, Magnoliaceae. The record is from RefSeq and is a predicted model, not a curated record. Bases 150 to 1700 code for a protein of 516 amino acids.